Molecule: messenger RNA, 1002 nt
Organism: Ctenopharyngodon idella (grass carp)
Lineage: Eukaryota; Metazoa; Chordata; Actinopteri; Cypriniformes; Xenocyprididae
Gene: tex30
Product: testis expressed 30
Exons: 5
Coding region: 179-724 (181 amino acids)
Source: RefSeq, a predicted model, not a curated record
UAAGCGUCUAAAUUCUUUAUUAGGAUUACUUUAACAUCUCACCUAAGGCGCAUGCUCACUCCUUUACUUUAGGUGGCGCUGUUAACAACGUGAUUCAUAUGUCUGUCCACGUGUGAGAAAAUUAUACCCGGGUAUUUUGGAGCUCAUUGCUUCAACCACGCAACUAUUAACCCCCCAAAUGGAGUUUUCAGAGGAGAAUGUGAGAAUCCCGUUCGAGCAGAAAGAGCUGGAUGGUGUGUUCACGGUCCCUGCUGACGUCACCGAGGAACGCACAGCUAUGGUGUUGACGCACGGCGCGGGGGGAGACAUGCACAGCAAACAGCUGGAAAGUCUCGCGCACGCUCUCGCUCGUUCUGGUGUUCUGUGCCUGCGAUUCACCUGCAGGGCGGUGAACUUUCCGUAUAGAGUCAGAGCUUAUAGAGCCGUUGUGGAUUACUUAAGAAGCCAUGAGAGAUUUGCAUCAGACAGCAUUUUCUUGGGAGGGCGCUCUAUGGGUGCUCGUACAGCUGUUGCUGUGUGUGAACGUAUGUGUAGACAGAAGGAUGUAGUCCAGGGUGUUCUGUGUUUGUCAUUCCCACUGACUCUACCAGGAAAACCACUAACAUAUGUUGAGCGGAGCCGAGACCUCUGUGAGCUCUCACAAACUUCUGUGAUGUUUGUUUCUGGCACUGCAGAUAACAUGUGUGAACAGACUUCUACAAAAUAUCAUGCAUGUCAUGAAUAGCCCUUCUGCCGUUCACUGGGUCAAGGAUGCAAACCAUGGACUCAAAGUACGUGGCAGAACAGAAGAAUCAGUACUGGAGGAAGUCAAUCCACAGAUUAUUGCAUGGGUACUACAAAACAAAUGAAUGUAUGUUUAUAAAUAGGUAAAUAUGAUGAUUACUGUUGGAUGAAAGAUGGUGAGAUGCUGAGCCUGACCCGAAUCAUCUGUACCUCAUUGUUAACUGCAUUACAGAUCAUUUUUAUGUUAAUAAUAAAGAUCAUAAUAUUUUUAAAAUAAAA